Molecule: messenger RNA, 1329 nt
Organism: Gastrolobium bilobum
Lineage: Eukaryota; Viridiplantae; Streptophyta; Magnoliopsida; Fabales; Fabaceae
Product: transcription repressor OFP5-like
Exons: 1
Coding region: 8-1249 (413 amino acids)
Biological process (GO): negative regulation of DNA-templated transcription
Source: RefSeq, a predicted model, not a curated record
ACAACAAAUGAUGAAGUGGGGAGGAAGAAAAACUUCUUCAGCUUCUUCUUCUUCUGGGACUUCUUCUUGUACCUCUCAUGCAUCUCUUUUUUCUUGGUUGUCCAAGUUCAAGCAUAUGAGAAUCAAUUCACAGCCAAAUCCUGAAAAUAUUAAGCAGAAGGCAAAGCAGAAUUCUGCUUCUGUUGGUUCACCACAGCAUUCUUGUGAGACUAGAGACAGAUUCUAUGGAGGGGAUGAUGGUGCCUUCUGCAGAGUAUCGUUUGAUGAAGAGGGUCUUGAAGAUAAGAAAAGUAAAGAUAUUGAUGAGAAUGUCAUUCCAUCCUCAAGUUUCCAUGGUGGUAAAAUGAAUGCUAAGAAACAUGGAAGAAGAGAAGGCACCCUCAAGUUAAAGGAGAAGGAUGUUGGUUUAGGAGAAGAAAGAAAAUUGCUGAAUGAUAGGAAGGUUUCAAUGGAGAUGGAUGAGUACAAUCGAGAAAAGGAAUAUGAAGACUUAAGGAGGAGAUUUGAGAGGAAAGCACAAAAGGUUUUGCAAGAGCAACUCUUGAAAUUAGAAAGAGAAGCAGAGGAAGUUGAAUUUGAAUCAAGUAAAACAGUGGAAAAAGAUAUGCUGCAAUUUGAAUUACCUAGAACAAUUUGCACACCAAGAGCACAUUUUUUUGCCUCUUCUUCAGAUUCAAAGAAUUCUAGCCUUGGAAAUAUUAUAGAAGACGGUGUGUUAAGUACACAGAGCUUUGAGAAAACUGAAAGGGCAUCUCAUAAGAAAUUGAGUUCUGAUAGGCAAAAUUUGAUACAAACUGAGGAGUUGAAGAUAAAGACUAACAAACAGAGGCAACCACUUCAGAGGAGGAAAUCAAAGCACAGCUCCAAGGUCAGAAUACAUUCUCCAAAGAUGGUUUCCAAAGUUGAAAUAUGCAAAAUAAAGGCUCUAGAAGACAUGAGGAAAGCAAAACUAAAGAUGAAGAAAGAAAGGUUGGAAAUUUUGGAAGAAAAACCAGGAUUAGAUAGCUUUGCUGUGAUUAAAUGUUCAUUAGAUCCGAAGCAAGAUUUCAGAGAUUCAAUGAUUGAGAUGAUCAUAGAAAAACAGAUUAGCCAGCCUGAAGAAAUGGAAGAGCUAUUAGCAUGUUAUCUGACAUUGAAUGCUGAUGAAUAUCAUGAUCUCAUCAUCAAAGUAUUCCGGCAGGUAUGGUUUGACAUGAGCCAACAUGGUUUGGGUAUUAAAUCAGACAUGCAAUGUUGUUACUAUGAAUAACAACCUCUCACUAGUUGCUAGGCUUGACUUGAAAUGUAAAUAGUUCUACAAACAAUUGUUGUUCUUUGCUUUAAUUUUAA